GACGUAAGGACUGUGUCGUCGGUGGACCAUCCCUCUUGACGGCGUCAGGCUUUAGCAUUAACCACAGGCAACAGGAGAAGUUCCACACAGCUCCUGAACAUGGCUCUAAAUCGGAAUCAUUCUCAAAACGGCGGAGUCCUGAUUAACAACGGAGAGACUGUCUUAAGACAAUGUAAGAAUGUGGAGCUGUCAUUCACUGAUGUCACCUGCAAGACUGAUCUGCUCAAGGGGACCAAGAAAGGCACAAUUUAUCUUACACCCUACAGGUUGGUGUUCGUGUCCAGUAACAACAAGGACUGCUUAGGCUCAGCCGUCUUCCCCUAUUAUCUGAUGAAGGGCUGCAGCAUUGAGCAGCCAGUGUUUGGAGCCAACUACAUAAAAGGCACUGUGUCGGCUGAGGCAGGUGGUGGCUGGGAAGGUCAGGCUCAUUUCAAGAUGUCAUUUCCCAGUGGAGGAGCCAUUGAGGUGGGACAGCAUCUCUUCAAACUGGCCACAAAUGCAUCUCGUGCUGCUCCGGCCCAGAACGGUGCUCCUGCUUAUGGUUACCCUUCACCCGGCAUGGUGAACGGGUAUGGUCCACCUCCAUCUGCCUCUAACGGCUAUCCCUACGCACCCCCUCCCCAGCAGAACGGAUUCUACCAAGGUCCCCCUCCUCCUACUGCUUCUGGCAAUAUGGGGUACCCCUAUCCAACAGCAGCAGCAGGCAUGUACCCAUCUGGAUUUGACUACAUGGCCCCACCCCCUCCUUAUCCCGGGCCACCCCAGAAUUGGACUCCACCUCCUCAGAACUGGACCGCUCCCCCGACUCCUGCAGGCAACUCAAAGGCGGCUGAAGCAGCAGGCAGCGCGUAUUAUAAUCCCAGCAAUCCGCACAGCGUCUACAUGCCUGCGGAGCGGCCUCCACCAUAUGCACCUUAUCCUAACUCCCCUGACAAAAAGAAAGACUGAGACUCGAACCAUCACCUCUGUGGCACUCCUCUUGCUUCCCAUGUUUUCCAAAUUAGACUCCAAAGCAAGUAAUGUUGAUGGAAAACUGCUAGGUUUAAUAAAAAGUGAAGGCUGUUGGCACAGAGCUCAAUGAUGUCAGUAAUGCUUUAACGUACAAUCAGUGAUAUUUUGGGCACAAGAACAGGUUAGAACAUAACUGUGUCUUUGACAUGGUGCCAGUUAAAACCAACAAUAUUAACUCACUUACAUUCUGAGCAUGAAAAUUUAUUAUUUUCUAUCUAAUUCUCUAACACCAAAACUAUCCAUCCAUAAAUUUAAAGGAAGAAAACUAUAUUUUUAACAAAACGUUUUCUGGCUAUGUGAUUGUUGUACCGAGGGAAACUUCUCCACUAAAACCCCGUUUCUCCACAGCAUCAUAGCAAAUACUGUAUUAUUUUUCCUAUUAGUUUUUUGUGUUUAUUAAUAUGUAGGUAAAUAUAAACAACUUUACUUCAGCUAUCAGGAAUGUUUCCUUGUACUGCUUCACAUUAUAUUUUAUAUAGCAUCAUUCAUUUAUGCUAUUUUUCCUGAUAAUUUCUCUUAGAUGGUUUAAGUUAAAAGUAAGUAGUGCGAUGUUUGGGGGUAAGGAGGAUUCAGAAAGAUUUCUUGUGAUACAUGUAGGUGCAAUCUCUGUGAUCAACACCAGAACUCCUCUCCUUCACUAAUUAAACUAGUGUGGGGUUACUGAGCCACAUUGAUUUAUUCAAGGCUCAUGAGUGCUUUAUUGCUGUUGAUUCCUCUGAAUGCAAAGCAUUGGUUGCAGAUUAAGAGUGUUGUGGUUGAAACAGGCUGUGUCUCCCUUAAUGUGCAACAGUUACAAUUUGUUUGAUGGAUUAUUUGCGCACAGAUAUAGUAGGUAGAUGCUUCACCUGAUUUAAUCUAAUGUCUGUAUUUUAAUACCUUUUGAAGUUCUUUUUCUCUCUGCUAAAUUUUGUUUGAAAUAAAAUUUAAUAAAUUAAUCAUUUAUUAAAGCUUA
This is a messenger RNA of Girardinichthys multiradiatus, 1963 nucleotides long. RefSeq names its product WW domain-binding protein 2-like. Gene Ontology annotation, biological process: positive regulation of DNA-templated transcription. The record is from RefSeq and is a predicted model, not a curated record. Lineage: Eukaryota; Metazoa; Chordata; Actinopteri; Cyprinodontiformes; Goodeidae. Gene Ontology annotation, cellular component: nucleus. Bases 100 to 948 code for a protein of 282 amino acids. The transcript has 8 exons. Gene Ontology annotation, molecular function: transcription coactivator activity; chromatin DNA binding.